Molecule: messenger RNA, 2425 nt
Organism: Xenia sp. Carnegie-2017
Lineage: Eukaryota; Metazoa; Cnidaria; Anthozoa; Malacalcyonacea; Xeniidae
Product: bifunctional 3'-phosphoadenosine 5'-phosphosulfate synthase 1-like
Biological process (GO): sulfate assimilation; 3'-phosphoadenosine 5'-phosphosulfate biosynthetic process
Molecular function (GO): adenylylsulfate kinase activity; ATP binding; sulfate adenylyltransferase (ATP) activity
Source: RefSeq, a predicted model, not a curated record
AUUGCUUCACGGCUCAAACAAAAUUAUAUUUUAAUUGUUUAUUAGCGGUAAAAGUUUUGAUGAAGAAUUUCUUUUGUUUUAUUUUUUAACUUCAUCAUAUUUAUUGGCAUUUUUACGUCUCUUGUGACUACGAGAGCUGCAGAAUAUACCGCAGGACUUCACCGCAUGUCAUUGACUGCCGACAAAAAGUCGCUGCAUUUUUAAAUUAUUUUAAACAUGUCAAAUUUCAUUGGAAACAUAGUACUGAAAAAUCAUACACAUGAAAUAAUGGAUUUCGUCAAGUCGACUAAUGUUUCAUAUCAAGUGCAUCAUGUGUCCAGACAAAAGCGCGGUCAGGUACUUGGAACGAAAGCUGGCUUUCGUGGAUGUACUGUAUGGUUAACAGGUUUAUCAGGCGCUGGUAAAACAUCAAUUUCUAUGGGUCUAGAGGAUUACUUAUGUCGCCAUGGGAUUCCUACGUACACAUUGGAUGGAGAUAACAUGAGAACAGGAUUGAACAAGAAUCUUGGUUUCUCACCAGAAGAUCGUGAUGAGAACAUUCGACGUGUUGGCGAAGUUGCUAAGUUAUUUGCUGACUCUGGAAUGAUUUGUUUGACGGCAUUUAUUAGUCCUUAUAAACGACUCCGUAACCGCGCCCGUCAAGUUCAUGAAGAAGCAAAUCUACCUUUUUUCGAACUUUUUGUUGACACCCCCCUUUCUGUUUGUGAAAAACGUGACGUCAAAGGACUGUACAAGAAGGCUCGUGCGGGUGAAAUUAAAGGUUUCACUGGUAUUGACGCUCCAUUUGAACCACCAGAGAAUCCUGAUCUUGUAUUGAAAGCUGGCGAAACAUCUGUUAAUGAAUGCGUGCAACAAAUUGUUGAUUUAUUAACUGAAGAGAAUAUUUUGCCAAGUACUAUAGUUCAAGAGGUAAAAGAAUUGUUUAUACCAUCAAAUGAAGUUGAAAUAAAACGACAAGAAGCAAAAAAGUUGCCAUCCGUACAACUUACUAAGCUGGAUCUUCAAUGGGUUCAAGUCCUCUCUGAAGGAUGGGCCACUCCACUUUCUGGUUUUAUGAGAGAAAAUGAAUAUUUACAAUGUCUUCAUUUUGGUGUUCUAGUUCGUGACGGCGUUUCAAACCAGACUGUUCCAAUUGUUUUACCUGUCACCUAUGAAGAUAAAGAGAGACUCAAAGGAGCAUCAGCUAUUACUCUGACAUUCAACAGCAAAUCUGUCGCUAUUCUACGCGAUCCCGAAUUUUUUGCCCAUCGGAAAGACGAGCGAUCGUGUCGUCAAUGGGGUGUUUUUACCAAAGACCAUCCUUACAUAAAGAUGUGUUACGAAGCUGGUGAUUGGCUAGUAGGUGGUGACCUUGAAGUUUUCGAGCGAAUAACAUGGGGCGACGAGUUGGACAAGUAUAGAAAGACUCCUAAUGAGCUGAGGAAAGAGUUUAAAAGUCGAAACGCUGACGCCGUAUUUGCUUUUCAGCUUCGUAACCCUAUACACAAUGGACAUGCUCUUCUUAUGAAAGACACUCACAAGAAACUGACCGAACGUGGAUACAAAAGACCUGUGUUACUGCUUCACCCGUUGGGAGGUUGGACAAAACAAGAUGACGUACCACUUCCUGUUCGUAUAAAACAACAUCAUGCAGUCUUGGAAGAUGGAAUUCUUGAUCCUGAUAACACGGUUUUGGCCAUAUUUCCUUCACCAAUGAUGUACGCUGGUCCAACUGAGGUUCAAUGGCACGCUAAAGCACGCGUAGCCGCAGGUGCAAACUUUUAUAUUGUGGGUCGUGAUCCUGCUGGAAUGCCACAUCCGACUAAAAAGCCAAAGGAAGAUCUGUAUGAGCCAACUCAUGGUGCUAAGGUUCUAACCAUGGCGCCUGGUUUGACCGAGUUAGAGAUUGUUCCAUUCCGUGUGGCUGCCUACAACUCGCAAGAAAUGCAUGGAUUUUUUGAUCCUAGCAAAAAGGAUGAUUUUGAUUUUAUAUCUGGUACUCGCAUGAGGGAGUUGGCGAAACGUGGUGAAACUCCUCCUGACGGUUUUAUGGCUCCAAAAGCGUGGAAGGUUCUCUCUGAUUUUUACAAAUCUCAACAAAAAGAAAACAAGUAGAAUCAAUGUAAGUUUUUGAAUUUUUGUUUAAUGAAUACGUAAAUUAUUUUGAUCAAUGUUGCAAAAGUUUUUUUCGCCAUAUUUUUGUUUCUCCGGAUUAUCUUAUGUUAAAACUUAGUGUAGGAUAUCUAUGGAUUUGUUUCAUCUUAUGAUAAACUUGGUGUAGGACAUCUUUGGAUAAGUUUUAUCUUAUGAAAAACUUGGUGUAUGGUACAUAUGGAUAUAUAUUGUUAUUUUAUUUUAAGCUUGCCGUAGGAUACAUAUGGAUAUAUAUUGUUAUCUUAUUUUAAACUUGGUGUAGAAUACAUAUGGAUAUAUUUGGCCGGUAUAA